This is a messenger RNA of Oryzias melastigma (Indian medaka), 5966 nucleotides long. It is a transcript of the gene arid4b, whose product is annotated as AT-rich interaction domain 4B. The transcript has 24 exons. The record is from RefSeq and is a predicted model, not a curated record. Gene Ontology annotation, molecular function: transcription cis-regulatory region binding. Gene Ontology annotation, biological process: regulation of transcription by RNA polymerase II. Gene Ontology annotation, cellular component: nucleus. Lineage: Eukaryota; Metazoa; Chordata; Actinopteri; Beloniformes; Adrianichthyidae. The coding region runs from base 410 to 4258 and encodes 1282 amino acids.
GCUACCAAGUCGACCGUGACGUUAGCUAACUUGUUAACUAAUGAUGUUCUUCGGGGGGGUUCGAUGGAAUGAAUGAAUAAGUUGACCAGACUGGAGAUCAUUUGGAAAAUAUAAAAAACUUGACAACAAAGUUGUGGUUUAGCCUCCCGGUUGAACGCAGGGAAAUGCUCCGCUGCUCCGAGGCGGAACACGGCGGGACUGGAGCAGAGGAAUCCUCGGGGAGGCUGUCGUCGUGCGCCGCUUGUCACGGUGUUCUCCAACCGACGGGGAAAGUGAGAUUAUUCGGACCCGUUUUCGGCCCGGACCGCUUCGACACGAUUGCGGGAUGGGGGUCUGUUAACCGCCGCGUGAACGGUGUAGUUUAACAGCCUCGGAUUCCUGGAUCUGCUGUCGCGGAGGACUCACAGAGAUGAAGACUUUGGAGGAGCCCCCCUACCUGACAGUCGGGACCGAUGUGAGUGCCAAGUACAGAGGGGCUUUUUGUGAAGCUAAGAUUAAGACAGCCAAGAGACUCGUCAAGGCCAAGGUGACCUUUAAAUCAGAUCUGACUACAGCGGAGGUCCAUGAUGAAAACAUCAAAGGACCCCUGAAGGUGGGCGCUGUCGUGGAGGUGAAGAAUCAGGACGGAGUUUACCAGGAGGCCACAAUUAACAAGCUGACAGAUGCCAGUAUAUACACUGUUGUGUUUGACGAUGGCGAUGAGAAGACCCUGAGGCGUUCCUCUCUCUGCCUGAAAGGAGCACGCCACUUUGCAGAGAGCGAGACCCUGGACAGACUCCCCCUAACCAACCCCGAGCAUUUCGGCACCCCCGUCAUCGGCAAAAAAGGCAACCGCGGCCGACGGUCGAACCCAGUUCAGGAGGAAGAGUCGUCUUCCUCCUCCAGUGAGGAAGAGGACAACGACCAGCGACAGAAUGAAGAUCUGUUCGGCAAGGUUGUCAUGGUGGAGGGGGUCACCGGCAACGACAAAAAGAAGUCGUCGUGGUACCCGGCUUUGGUCAUCUCUCCGGACUGCCAUGAAGACGUCGCUGUAAAGAAGGACACCAUCCUCAUUCGGUCUUUUAAGGAUGGAAAGUUUAACCUGGUGCUCCGGAAGGACGUCCAUGAGAUCAACAGCCGUUCUCCACCUAAAGCAGACACGGGACUCAAACCAGCUCUGGAUGCAGCUCUGGAGUUCCAGGAGAAGAUGGUGGUUCCCAGCACCUGGAAGACGGAGGUGAAAGAGGACAGCUCCAGCAGCGAGGAGGAGGAUGAGGAGGAAGAGGAGGAGCAGGAAGAAGAUGCUAACAAUGAGGAAGAAGAGGAGGAGGUGGAGCCUUUCCCAGAGGAGAGGGAAAACUUUCUGCAGCAGCUUUACAAGUUCAUGGAGGACAGGGGAACUCCCAUCAACAAGCGGCCCGUCCUCGGCUACAGAAACCUCAACCUCUUCAAGCUUUACCGGCUGGUCCACAAACUGGGGGGCUUCGACAAUAUUGAGGGUGGUUCCGUUUGGAAGCAGGUCUACCAGGAUCUGGGAAUCCCUGUGCUCAACUCGGCUGCUGGCUACAACGUCAAAUGUGCUUAUCGAAAGUAUUUGUAUGGGUUUGAGGAAUACUGCACCUCCUCUGCCAUCACCUUCCGGAUGGACCUCCCUGUGAAGCAGGUUUCCAAAGGGGAGGUGAAGCCUGUGGAGGCUGCAGGAGCAGCAUCUUCAUCCUCCACUGCAGAGGAGCAGAAAGCCCAAACAGAUGGGGACGCCUGCAGCACUCAGUCCCUCCUCUGCAAGGACGAGAAGCCGGAGUCGAUCCAAGCUAAACAGGAGAGCGAACCGUUGAAAACGGAGGUGAAAACCAGCAGAACCGAGGAUGAUGAUGAAGAGGACGGCCCCCUGAGGAGGGACGCCGAGGAGGGCUCCUCCACGUCUCGCCUUGGGGCGGAGAACAUAAAGCAGGAGCACGACGAGGAGCAGGAGAGCAAGGACAACUCCGGGGAUGACAGCAGUCAGGAGGGGGAGGAAGGGGAGGAGUUUGAGUGUUACCCCCCGGGGAUGAAGGUGCAGGUGAGGUAUGGGCGAGGCCGCAGUCUGAAGACGUACGAGGCCACUGUGAAAGAGGCAGACGUGGAGGGGGGAGAGGUGCUCUACCUGGUGCACUACUGUGGCUGGAACAUCAGAUAUGACGAAUGGAUCAAAGCAGACAAGAUCGUGCGCCCGGCCAAUAAGAACGUACCAAAAAUAAAGCACCGCAAAAAGAUAAAGAACAAAGCAGAGCGAGAGCGAGACAGGCUAGAGAGGCUCGGUGACCGAGAAGUCCUCGGCCCCCCGUCCAGCCGCGUCCCUCGCUCCAAAUGUGGCCUGAGCCAGGAUGUCUUUUCCAAGAUGGACGAUGGUGAGGACAAAGGGACUCCGCAGUCUCCCGUCAAGUCUAUAGAAAUUACCUCUAUCCUCAAUGGCCUGCAAGCCUCCGAGCUCUCCACGGAGGAGAGCGAGCACGACGACGAGGGCAGGGAGGUGCACGGCGAGGAGCAGCACGGUCCGAGCCUCAGAAAAGGCCCCGCGGAGCCCCCGCUCUCAGAGCAGUGGGAGAGGGAACCCCCCGCCGAAAAAGCCUCCUCCGUCUCAGGAAAGGAGAACACAGAGAACGCCGUGAAGCUGAGAGGCCCGGCGGAGGGGGAGGGGGAGGCGGCGAGCACCAGGAAGAGGAAGUCUGACGGUGCUGCCGAGAGGACCUCAAAGGGUCAGCCCAAAGCGAAGGUCAGGAGCACCAGGGGGGGCGAGUGGUUACCGAAGAGCUCUCCCAAGAAAGCGGAGGACGUAGCGGCCGGUCCUGGAGAGGAGAGGGGGGGGUUGUCAUGCAGCAGUUCUGAUGAGGACAGUUCCACGCCGCCAGAACCCCAGGUGGACGGAGGAGAGCGAAGUCGCCCCAAAUCAAAAGGUUCACCGUCCAAGAAGUACAACGGCACGAAGGAGAAGACCAAAGCGGGCCGACAGGCAGGGUUCUGGGAGACGCCUGAGAAGAGGGCCAAGGUGUCUGCAAGCGCAGAGGACCGGACCGCCAUCCGACCCAAAGGACAGAAGGACGUGUGGUCCAGCAUCCAGGCCCAGUGGCCCAAGAAGACCCUCAAAGACUUGUUCUCUGACUCGGACACUGAGGCUGCCAAUUCUCCGCCCCCGCCCGCGUGUCUGAAGGAGCCCGGCGUGGUGCGGCAGGAUGCUGAGCUGGAGGAUGAAGCUUCAGAGGAGCAGAUGGAGCUCGACAAGCUGCAGGAGUUCCCGAGCAGCGGCAGCAACUCUGUGCUCAACACGCCGCCGACGACGCCAGAGUCCCCGUCAGGAGGAGGCAGCGCCGUGGAGGACUCCGGCCAAGCCCCGCCCUCCUCCCCGCAAACAUCCACACCCCCCACGUUACCACCAGAGCCGGUUCCCGACACUCUCCCUCCGGGUCCGAUCCAGGAGGAGGUGGCAGGCGGUCGCAGCGAGACGGACAGCAGCACAGUGGAGGUGGAGAGUCUGGGGGGAGAGCUGCAGGACCUCCCACAGGACGACGGCGAGGGCUCCCCCUCCAAAAUCUACGACGUCAGCCUGUCCUGCAACAGCAGCAGCUACAGCCCCGAGAGGAGCUGCAGCAGCCAGCAGGACUGUGAGCAGAAGUCCAAAGCAUCCGUCAGUCAGAAGAGGCAGAAGGAACCGCUGUCGGGCGGAGCCUCCAAGAAACACAAACCCAGCCGAAAGAGCCUCGGAGUUCCCCCUAAGAAGAACCGAAAAGCAGCAAACAGCAGUGACAGUGAGGACCAGUCUGCCGUUGAGGGCAAACCCGCCCCCUCCAAGCAUAGCACAUCUGACCCCAAGGCUUCGCCCAAAUGUCACGGCCGAUCUCCCCCCUCUGGCCACAAAUACCACAAGCAGGGGGACCCAGAGCCCCCCCAGCACAGAGACAGCCAUGGAAGAUCUGCUCGAGUGUACAAGUGGAGCUUCCAGAUGUCUGAUCUGGAGAAGAUGAGCAGUCUGGAGAGGAUCGCUUUUCUUCAGGAGAAACUCCAAGACAUCAGGAACCACUACCUCUCCCUGAAGUCUGAGGUGGCCUCCAUUGACAGACGACGAAAACGCAUGAAGAAGAAGGAGCGGGAAAGUGCUGUGGCAGCUUGUUCCUCCUCCUCUUCCUCUUCCUCACCGUCCUCUAGCUCCUUAACAGCUGCAGUCAUGCUGACACUUGCCGACCCUCCGGUUCCAUCCUCCUCCUCCUCGUCUCAGAACUCUGGGUUGUCAGUGGAGUGCAGGUGACAGAACCAGCAGCCAUGAGCCAUCGCACUGAGCACUUAACCAGCAUCCUGGGCUCGCCGCCGCUGCCGUUCCGUCCCAACAGGAUGGACAGGUCAACCCGUAAACUCUAACCGCUGGAACACAAAACCCGACCAGUCACCACAACGAGAAACAAGCACUAUUUUCUACUGACAACUGUUUCCUUGGCAAGCUAUCAGCACUUAAGUGCACUUUUCUGAAGAUUGUGUAAGGAGAUGAAAUUUGUCAAAAAUUACUGGUUUUACAUUCGUUACCUGAAAAUUUUCAAGAGUUGUUUUUGCAAGCAAUAAUCCUUUCCAUUUGCUAAACCCGUUUGAGGAAAAUGUUCAGCCCUGGAAGCAAACAUGGCUGUUGCUGUGGAGGGGCUUCAAAGGAUCACUGCCACAUUGGCAUUAAGGGCAAACCAUUAUUUUGCCAGCUUUUUUCCCCACUCUCAUUCAAAAAAAAAGGCUUUUGUGAGCUUAUCGUCAGCAGUAUAGACCCGCGGUCCAGCGUGUGCAUGAAGGCGGUGAAGGCUCUGAUAGCAUCAUGAGCACCGAAUGAUACUGUAGUGCCUUUUUGUUCUUCUCCUGGGGGCACUUUGAGAAAAAGAAAAGCACUUUUUCCUGAUCCUUGUCAGAUCAGGGGGUCAGCCGGAAUCAUUUGUCCCUUUUCUAAAAAAGACAGAAGAAUGCAGUGUGGGUGAGCAGGCGGUGAAGGGCUACGUCUGACUGCUAACGUACGGUCAAAUGUAAGGCUUAUUAAGGAAUUUCGCCUGUAAUUUACUACUGAAUGAUAGAUUGAAACGUGCAAUGAGAGAAGAAGUGAAUGCUCACAUCACUUCAGUUCAUCAGCCUUUUUAAAACCCUCCAUUUUAUUUUGUCACCUGAAUGAAUUUAACCUAAUUACCACUGAUCAGAAAGGAAGAAUCCUAGGUUUGUAGCUUUUAAAGAAACUCUUUUAAACCGCUUUUUGGCGUUUUACUCAUAAUCCAGAAGCUCCUUGUAUUCAUCUCCACAAAAAAACUUUUUUUUUCCAUAAAUGAUCACAGUCAAGGUAGAGAUCUUGUAAAUGUGCAUUUCUAUCCCAAAGUGAAGUAUGUGUAAACUUUUCUCCAGUGUUUGUACAUAAACCUCCCAGCUGUGUGACAACCUAAAGUUACGUUUUGGUUUCAAACUUGUACGUAGAUGUAUGCUUUUGUUAUACAUUUGUAUAUUGAGAAGUGUUUUGAGUCGAGCUAUUUAAUAUCUUGCACUGUUAAUAACAUGUACUUUUCUGUACAGACAGUUUUACGGUUUUAACUGUAGCUUGAGUUUGUAAAUAAUCAGGGUUGCAGCAUGUUUGUUUCCUUUUCUGUUUCCUCUCUUUUUGUUUUUCUAUUUUUCCCCCCUUUUUAAAAUUCUUGUUUAUUUGAGAUCUUUUCUUCAUUUGUUGUUGUUUUUUUUUUAGAUAAAGCUUCUUAGAGAAGAUUGGUGGUUCUAGAUGCGGCUGAACUUUUUCAACCCUUCGUGGCCUGAAGCUAAUGCUGUAUGAAACUGUAUAUGGAAAAUGGUCUGCAUCAUAGACUAAGAGUAAGUAAUGGAGCCAAUCGGAUUAUUGCUCCAUAAGUAUUUAUUAGGCACAUCUGAUAAUGAUGGUCAUUGUAUAAUUUAUUGUAAAAAUGUAAGCAAAGCAGAAGCCUCCAUUUGAAAUAAAUGCCAUAGUUUGUGAA